Messenger RNA from Balaenoptera ricei (Rice's whale), 849 nucleotides. RefSeq names its product homeobox C12 (gene HOXC12). The coding region runs from base 1 to 849 and encodes 282 amino acids. NCBI's taxonomy places the organism in Eukaryota, Metazoa, Chordata, Mammalia, Artiodactyla, Balaenopteridae. Gene Ontology annotation, biological process: regulation of DNA-templated transcription. Gene Ontology annotation, molecular function: DNA-binding transcription factor activity, RNA polymerase II-specific; sequence-specific double-stranded DNA binding. The transcript is spliced from 2 exons. The record is from RefSeq and is a predicted model, not a curated record.
AUGGGCGAGCAUAAUCUCCUGAAUCCCGGGUUUGUGGGGCCGCUGGUGAACAUCCACACGGGAGACACCUUCUACUUCCCCAACUUCCGCGCGUCCGGGGCGCAGCUGCCCGGGCUGCCUUCGCUGUCCUACCCGCGCCGCGACAACGUGUGCUCGCUGCCCUGGCCGUCGGCGGAGCCGUGCAAUGGCUACCCGCAGCCCUAUCUCGGCAGCCCGGUGUCGCUCAACCCGCCCUUCGGCCGCACGUGCGAGCUGGCGCGCGUGGAGGACAGCAAGGGUUAUUACCGCGAGCCGUGCGCCGAGGGCGGCGGCGGGGGCCUGAAGCGUGAGGAGCGCGGGCGCGACCCCGGCCCAGGAGUCGGGCCCGGGGCAGCGCUGCUGCAGCUGGAGCCGUCGGGGCCGCCUGCGCUCGGUUUCAAGUACGACUACGCGGCGGGCGGCGGCGGUGGCGACGGUGGCGCGGGACCCCCGCACGACCCGCCCUCGUGCCAGUCGCUGGAAUCCGACUCCAGUUCGUCCCUGCUUAACGAGGGCAACAAGGGCGCCGGCGCGGGCGACCCCGGCAGCUUGGUAUCGCCUUUAAACCCCGGCGGCGGCCUCGCGGCCAGCGGCGCGCCCUGGUACCCGAUCCACAGCCGCUCACGGAAGAAGCGCAAACCCUAUUCGAAGUUGCAGCUGGCGGAGCUGGAGGGCGAGUUUCUGGUGAACGAGUUCAUCACAAGGCAGCGCCGGAGGGAACUCUCAGACCGCUUGAAUCUUAGUGACCAGCAGGUCAAGAUCUGGUUUCAGAACCGCAGAAUGAAAAAGAAAAGACUUCUGUUGAGGGAGCAAGCUCUCUCCUUCUUUUAG